UGGACUAUAUUGUGGAAUAUGACUAUGAUGCAGUGCAUGAUGAUGAGUUAACGAUCCGAGUUGGGGAAAUCAUCAGGAAUGUGAAAAAACUGGAAGAAGAAGGAUGGUUAGAAGGGGAGUUAAAUGGCAAAAGGGGCAUGUUCCCUGACAAUUUUGUGAAGGAGGUUAAGAAGGAUGUAGAGCCCAAGGAUGACGCCGUACCAGUCAGGAGAGAGAAAUCUGGCAACGUAGCCAGCCUUGUGCAGCGUAUGAGCAGCUACGGGCUUCCAGCAGGAGGAUUUCAGCCUCAUCCCCUGUCCAAAAGCUUCAAGAAGAAGUCCAAGAAGCGGCAGUGCAAAGUGCUCUUUGAAUACAUCCCGCAGAACGAGGAUGAGCUGGAACUCAAGCUGGGGGAUGUGAUCGACAUCAAUGAAGAGGUAGAAGAAGGCUGGUGGAGUGGAACACUAAAUGGCAAGGCAGGGUUGUUUCCUUCAAACUUUGUGAAAGAAUUGGAAGUGACGGAUGAUGGAGAAACACAGGACACUCUGGAUGACACAGGUGAAUCUGUUUUCAGUGGUCCUACCUCACCUGUGGUCUCUCCAGGAAAUGGGAGUGAACCUGGAUCUGGACCGGCACAGCCAAAGAAAAUCCGAGGUAUUGGGUUUGGAGAUAUCUUUAAAGAAGGCUCAGUGAAACUUAAGACAAGAUUAUCCAGUAGUGAAUCAGAAGAUAAAAAGCAAGAUAAGCCAUCACCUAACCAUCCUUCUGGAACAAAGCUAAUUCAUUUUCCCAGUACAACAAAAACUGAAAAUGUGUUGGAAGUAAUAAAAUCAGAAGCUGAAAGUAAAUCGAAAG
Molecule: messenger RNA, 834 nt
Organism: Balearica regulorum gibbericeps (East African grey crowned-crane)
Lineage: Eukaryota; Metazoa; Chordata; Aves; Gruiformes; Gruidae
Source: RefSeq, a predicted model, not a curated record